GUGGACAUCGUGGUCUCUUACAAUUGAAACAAGUUUGAGGAGAUGGAGUCAAACCAAAGUAAAGAUGGCGGCAGGUGCACGUGCACCAAAGCAUUGGUCCAUCUGAACGAGAUGAGAGAGAAGAACCUCUUGUGUGACUCGGUGUUGAGGUUGGAGGACGGCGGCGUCUUUCGAGUCCACAGAGUGAUCCUGUCGAUGCAUAGCGAAUAUUUCAGGACCCUCUUCACGACAACACUGCACACCAGCGAGGAGACUGAUAUUCUUCUCCACGCAGUCAGCUCAGACAUGAUGAACCAGAUACUGGAUUUUGUUUAUUUGCGAGAGGUUGACAUUCACUCCGACAACGCGCGUCAGCUGCUCGUGGAGGCUGACUACUUGUGUAUUCCUGGCGUUACUAAACUCUGCUGCGACUUCCUCAAGAACGCGAUGGACGCCGACAACUGUAUCGGCAUCUUGGUUUUCGCAAGGUUUUACUUCUUCGCCGACCUCGAGACUCACGCUCACCGCUUCGUUCUGCACAACUUCAUGCAAGUGUCUCUGAAGAGCAAAGAACUGCUGGAACUGCCUGUAGAGGAGCUGCAAGCGAUAAUCGAGUCCGAGGAACUGAACGUGAAGGACGAGACAUUUGUGUGGGAGUGCAUUCUCCGGUGGAUCAACCACGACCCGGACAACAGGAAAGGUCACAUCGCGGGCCUUUUGAAGGGCGUCAGACUGGGACUACUUGGCGCAAAGUUCGUCAAGAAGAAGGUGUCAAAGCACCCGUACGUAACGGAAAAUGAGCGGUGCAGACCCGUGAUCUCGGACACGCUCACAUACCUGCCCGACGUGAAAAAGUUGACGAAGAAACACAUGGACUUCGUUAUACCAAGGUUUGCCCCCCCGCGAAACCCACAGGACAUUCUGUUUGUUAUUGGUGGAUGUCGCUACGAAGGGUUUACAAAUGUGAUCGAAGCGUACGACGCACGAGCAGACCGGUGGACUGUGGUAAAGGGCGUCGACUCGAUCGGUGCGGUAGCCUACCAUUGCACGGCAGUAGUCGGUUUCGACAUUUACGUCAUCGGUGGUUUUGGCGUUUCAUGUGUCUGCUUCAACGCUGUUACGAAGAAAUGACGCGAGGUGGCGCCUAUGCAUGAAGGCAGACGCAGUUUAAGUGUGGCAGUUCUGCGAGGUGCAGUGUACGCCAUGGGCGGUUUCUAUGGUGGUCUGCAUCUCAGUACGGCGGAAAGAUACGACUGCGAGACGGACCAGUGGUCUUUGAUCGCUCCCAUGAACACAGGGCGAGAAGAUGCAAGUGCGGCUGUACUGAAUAACAAAAUAUACGUCGCUGGUGGACGUCAUGAUAAGAAUUUUCUAAACUCGGUGGAAGUUUACGACACGGACAUCGACCAAUGGACGUUCGUUGCACCAAUGCUUUCUGGACGUGGGCGUUUUUCUUGUGUCGAGUUCCUGGGCUGUCUGUACGCCGUAGGAGGACACAACAAGACAUCAGACGACCUCAGCACCGAAAAGUAUGACCUCGCCGAAGACAAGUGGACCGAGAUCCCUGGCAUGGUCGUCCAAUCGUCUUGCAUCAAAGUAGAAGUAAUCGACGAUAAAAUCUUUGUCAUCGGUGGAAGUUAUAACCAGGGCUCCGCAUGUGUCGAUGACAAGGAAAUUCGAUGGUACCAGGCGCCAGAGAUGAAAUUUGAUAGAUACUGUCCGUCGACUUGUGUCAUCAAGAACCUCCCGAAUGCAAGCGACUACACCUACAAACUCAGAGACAAAUUAAUGAAGAAGAAACGCAAAAGAAGGAGGAGAAAAGUAAAAUAAAUGUUAGAUUGGGAGAAUCAGUAGUUUGCAGUUGAUUACAACCACGACGAACACAUUAAUUUUAAUUACUUUCCUUAUGAAAAUAAUGUACAAAUUUGAAUUGAUGUAGGAGCUACAAAAAAAUAAGAAGAGAAAUAUUGUUUGCAGCAGAGAAGGAAAAAAUUAUUUCUCGUUAUUUUCUGCUCAAGAAGUCUUAUUGAAAUUAGUUAUUUUACAGACGUUUAAUUUUAUCUAAAAUAUUACCAUCCACCAACACACAGCAGUUUCACCUUGCGUCUUGUAUUAAAUAAAUCCACUUGUGGCGACAUGUUUCGAGCUACGAAACCGUCUUCAUGGUAUUAGG
This is a messenger RNA of Zootermopsis nevadensis, 2152 nucleotides long. Its product is annotated as kelch-like protein 10. Lineage: Eukaryota; Metazoa; Arthropoda; Insecta; Blattodea; Termopsidae. The record is from RefSeq and is a predicted model, not a curated record. Gene Ontology annotation, molecular function: protein binding.